GGCUUUUCGGCUGAACUAACGAGGAAGUCCUGAAAGUUUUUUCUGCUUGAAAAGCUGCGCCAUUUAUUUAUUCCCCAUGUUGGGAGCCAUGUGCAGCUGGAUGAACAGUCGGAGCUCUGGAUGAGCAGAAAUGUGGAUUCUACCGCAGAACGUUUGAGAGAACGAUCAAAGUUUGGGUUUCUUUUUAUUGAGACUGCGCUGCUUCUGCGUCCGAGUCGGGAAACAAAGACACGACAGGCUCAAUGAAGAAUGCCAGGCUGCACAGCUCUCUUCUUCUCAGCAUUAACAGCGACUCUCUUCUGUGCUGUAGUCGGUCAGACUAAAUUCACUGUGAGUGCAAAACAGGAGGUCUACCGUGCAGAAGAAAACACUAACGUCACGAUGAUCUGGCUGCUCCAUUUUGACACGAACAGGCCUCCUGACUCCCUGCUAAUAGACCUAAUGAAUGUGAGAAGGACGACACAGAUUUUCUUCUAUGACAGUGGGAGUGACACUGAAGUGUACCCAGAUGAGAACUACAGAGGGCGACUACAUUGUAAUCCACGGCUAGCCAGGAAAGGACGGCUUGAAUGUCUUUUAACUGAUGUGAGGCUCAACGAUACGGGGACAUACGACUGUGUGAUUGUCCUUAACAGAGAAAGUAGCUACAAAACAUGUGACCUCAAUGUUAAAG
Molecule: messenger RNA, 673 nt
Organism: Haplochromis burtoni (Burton's mouthbrooder)
Lineage: Eukaryota; Metazoa; Chordata; Actinopteri; Cichliformes; Cichlidae
Product: programmed cell death 1 ligand 1-like
Biological process (GO): immune response; negative regulation of T cell proliferation; positive regulation of T cell proliferation
Cellular component (GO): external side of plasma membrane
Source: RefSeq, a predicted model, not a curated record